ACCACGAAGUACCAUUUCUCCAAGUUUGGGGCUCAGAGGGGAGCCAUCAUGAGCGAUGUUACCAUUGUGAAAGAAGGUUGGGUUCAGAAGAGGGAGUCCUCUUUGGUGGAGCCCACAGGCGGAGAGGAAGCACAGGAUUCAUAAGAUGGCGGGCGGGAGAAUAUAUAAAAAACUGGAGGCCAAGAUAUUUCCUUUUGAAGACAGAUGGCUCAUUCAUAGGAUAUAAAGAGAAACCUCAAGAUGUGGAUUUACCUUAUCCCCUCAACAACUUUUCAGUGGCAAAAUGUCAGUUAAUGAAAACAGAACGACCAAAGCCAAACACAUUUAUUAUCAGAUGUCUCCAGUGGACCACCGUUAUAGAGAGAACAUUUCAUGUAGAUACUCCAGAGGAAAGGGAAGAAUGGACAGAGGCUAUCCAGGCUGUUGCAGACAGACUGCAGAGGCAAGAAGAAGAGAGAAUGAAUUGUAGUCCAACUUCACAAAUUGAUAAUAUAGGAGAAGAAGAAAUGGAUGCAUCUACAACCCAUCAUAAAAGAAAGACAAUGAAUGAUUUUGACUAUUUGAAACUACUAGGAAAAGGCACUUUUGGGAAAGUUAUUUUGGUUCGAGAGAAGGCAAGUGGGAAAUAUUAUGCCAUGAAGAUUCUGAAGAAAGAAGUCAUUAUUGCAAAGGAUGAAGUAGCACACACUCUUACUGAAAGCAGAGUAUUAAAGAACACUAGACAUCCAUUUUUAACAUCCUUGAAAUAUUCCUUCCAGACAAAAGACCGUUUGUGUUUUGUGAUGGAAUAUGUUAAUGGGGGAGAGCUGUUUUUCCAUUUGUCGAGAGAGCGGGUGUUCUCUGAGGACCGCACACGUUUCUAUGGUGCAGAAAUUGUCUCUGCCUUGGACUAUCUACAUUCUGGAAAGAUUGUGUACCGUGAUCUCAAGUUGGAGAAUUUGAUGUUGGACAAAGAUGGACACAUUAAAAUUACAGAUUUCGGACUUUGCAAAGAAGGGAUCACAGAUGCAGCCACCAUGAAGACAUUCUGCGGUACUCCAGAAUAUCUGGCACCAGAGGUAUUAGAAGAUAAUGACUACGGCCGAGCAGUAGAUUGGUGGGGCCUAGGGGUUGUCAUGUAUGAAAUGAUGUGUGGGAGGUUACCUUUCUACAACCAGGAUCAUGAGAAACUCUUUGAACUAAUACUAAUGGAAGACAUUAAGUUUCCUCGAACUCUCUCUUCAGAUGCAAAAUCAUUGCUUUCAGGGCUCUUGAUAAAGGAUCCAAAUAAACGCCUUGGUGGAGGACCAGAUGAUGCAAAAGAAAUCAUGAGACACAGCUUCUUUUCUGGAGUAAACUGGCAAGAUGUGUAUGAUAAAAAGCUUGUACCUCCUUUUAAGCCUCAAGUAACAUCUGAGACAGAUACCAGAUAUUUUGAUGAAGAAUUCACAGCUCAGACUAUUACAAUAACACCACCUGAAAAAUAUGACGAGGAUGGUAUGGACUGCAUGGACAAUGAGAGGCGGCCACAUUUCCCUCAGUUUUCCUACUCUGCAAGUGGACGAGAAUAAGUCUUUCAUUCUGCAACUUCACUGUCAUCGUAGAUUUUAUUACUGAAAAUGAUUCCUGGGCAUCAUCACCAGUCCUAGCUCUUACAGAUAGCAGGGGUUUCUCCGGCAUCCCAGACCAGCCAAGGGUCUUCACCCCUCGCCAUCUUUCACUCACAUGAAAACACGUAUAUACACAAACACACUCCAGUUUUUGUUUUUGCAUGAAAAUGUAUCUCAGUCUAAGGUCUCAUGCUGUUGCUGCUACUGUCUUACUAUUAUAGCAACUUUAAGAAGUAAUUUUACAAUCUUUGGAAGUCAUGAGCCCACCAUUGUUCAUUUGUGCACCAGUUGUCAUCUUUUAAUCUAUUAGUUUUUGUUUUUCCCCAGCAGUGAAGGCUAAAUGAGAUACACUGAUUCUAGGUACAUUUUUUAACUUUCUAGAAGAUAAAUCAAAAACUAAUUAGAUUAGAAGAAUCUAGUUUAUAUUUCAAAACAAGCAAUUGUGGAAGGAUGGUGAUGUGCAUAUGCACAAAUUUAGUCAAGGAUGUCCAAUCAGUGCAUAAAGUAAGUCUGUAUUCACUAAGGUUUGGCUGGAAUUUAUUAGGAAGCACUUGAGAGAGGAGUUG
Messenger RNA from Marmota flaviventris (yellow-bellied marmot), 2155 nucleotides. RefSeq names its product AKT serine/threonine kinase 3 (gene Akt3). The record is from RefSeq and is a predicted model, not a curated record. Gene Ontology annotation, biological process: protein phosphorylation. Gene Ontology annotation, molecular function: ATP binding; protein serine/threonine kinase activity. Lineage: Eukaryota; Metazoa; Chordata; Mammalia; Rodentia; Sciuridae.